CUCGAUUUGGACAGGUCGGUCCACCUACAGUCAUUUUAACUUUGCGCUGUAUGCAAUUUACUAUGCCGUUUUUAAAAAGCUUCAAUGUUUUUUUAAAGGCGUUCUUUCACUUUGAACUCAAUUUUUAUUUGUUUAAAUGCCUUACAGUGUACUUGCGAUUAGAGACAAAUACCACAACAAAAAGUAAAGGGGAAGGAAGCUGUGCUAAAACAUUCAGGUCCGCUAAUAAAAAGAAAAUAAUACAAAAAAAAAACACAUUUGACGUUUCAAGACAUCUGAAAUUAGUUUUAUAGUCUUUGAACUCGUCGAGAUAUAGUGGUACCUGCACUUUCAAGUAAAGAUCAUAUAUUUCCAAAGUCAGUGUAUAUUUUUUUCUUUCAAUUGAUCUUUCAUGAAAUGCAUUGCUGUGGGUUUGGAUUCUCGCAUCUGAGAAAUGAGUUUGGCAGGUCUUCUGCUCCACGUGAUGGAAUUUCAGUGUCUUUGCCAGGUUGCCUGUUUGGAGAUUUCCUGUCUGCUGCCGCCACCUUGAGGAUCCAAAUGGAAUGAAUUCAGCGCGUUCCCUGAUUCAGAGGUCUGAAUGAUGGUUCUUGUCAUGGUGAUUAAGGGAAAAGACAGAUUACGUGAAGGUGCUCUGCAUUUACUGGGGACUAUACAAACCUGCACUUGGGUGGAAUGAGGAUUUGAGAGCAGAUUGGGGGAGGCGUUCGCAACAGAGUUCAGAACUCAUUCCAGGUAACCUUGUCAACCAUUUGCCGGUCAGGAUCCAUGCAACGGAGCUGAAGGCUGAAGGAAGAGACCGAAGAGUCAGAAAGGAUCAAAACGGUCGAUAUUUGCAGGCCUGUGGAUGGGUUUCCAGCACAUGGAGAGCGUGCAAAGGUGGAGGGCAAAAUGAAAGAGCCCACGCUAUCACUCCUCAGCCGUGGAUGUGCUCAAGUGGUAAAGACUGAGGUUCACAAUGACCAGGGGAAGCUGGAGGUUUAUUUUGAACCACAGGAUUAUUUCAACUGGAAAUCCCAGCAAGAUUAUAUCCGGUUACCCCGAAUUGUAAACCGGCGUGAUUUAUUGAAUCCAGAGUGUUACGUGCCUGAACCAGCACCCCCUAAAACCUACAGCACGAGGAAAGGGCCUCUUAUCCUGUACUCAGAGGACUUGGCCUUGUCAUCAUGGCAACCUGGAGGGCCAGGCAGGAAGAGAAAAGGCCUGCAUGGCCAUGGGCGGUAUGGACGAGAUAUGGAACUGCAGCUUCAUACCCUAAGGGACCUGACGGGAGCCAUCUUGGCAUAUGGGAACAAACAGGAAGGUCAGCACGAGGUCCAGCCUUUCCUCCACUUCCUUAGUGAGGAGCCAGGGGACAGGCAGAUGCGUCCGGGCUACUCUGCCAAGAGGUACCUGGCCUGCCUCUCCCAGACCUGGGACCCAAACACCAUGCACAAGUUCGGAGACACAGGAAGUAUCCGUGACCCCUUCUCCUAUCCAGAGAACCCAGGAAACUGCAGUUACCAGUAUGACCUCUCCACUGCUCCCAGGCCCUAUAAAGCACUCCCAGGAUGCCUGCCAACCCUUGAGACGGUUCAUGAGGGUUAUCCAUGCUGGCAAGACAGUGGGGGUCUGCCUAAACCUGGGCAAACCAAGCCUCUGCCAAAAUCCAGAAGAAAUAAGGGCAUGCUUUUGGAAGAGCAGAAGACAGAAAAUCUGCAGAAGAGAAGAGAGAUUCCGGGGCCCCGCAUAGGGAUGAGCCCUGUCCCCGAGAGUGAGGCCGAACCCGCAAACCAGGAAGAGAGAGCGUACAAUGCUAAUGAGAAUCAGGAUUCUCAGGCCAAGGUAUCUGAAUGGAACCCAGUGAGUCAGAAGCUCUACAAGGACAGCCAGGCCUCUCUGAGGCAGGCCAGCAUUGACUCCUCCUGGCUCCACAGUGAGAGAUCACAUGCCACCUAUUAUGGGGGCACUUUGGUUGGCGGGAGGAAAAGCACCAGCACAAAACCAGGCCGGUCUGAGCAGAAAGAACGAAAAGAGACGACUCUUCGUGACUCUUGCUCUGCCGAAAUACAUUUUCCACCUGUCCCAUCGGGCAUGCUGUUUGGACUUGGCCCAAUCAAGGAGACAGCAGACGAAACCAAUCCACUGAAGGAAUCCGGACCUGAGAUAAUGAACCUGCCGUCCCUAGUUGAGGCUGCCGGGGCUCACAGGCCACCAAGAAAGAAACAGCAGGAGCCAGAGCUUCCCAAAGAGCUUCUCAUCCUUCCCUUACUGCUGCAAAGGAGUGACGACCAGAGAAUACACUUCAAUCCAGGUGUUUUGGAUCACGAGAAUGACAGUAGGACAGAACCAGCUGACCCGUCUAGAAACUAUGAAAAAGAAAUGGAGGCGAGAGCUGAGGGCCCAGCAGCAGAGAAGGCAGCCAGGACAGCCCUGUUUCCUGUGCUGAGACCCAAAGAGAUAGGCCUGGAGUGGAGUGGGAUGGGAACCACAGAGAACAUGGAUACAGAAGUCAGCCAUGAUCACGCAGAAGAGAGCCUCGCUAGCCUGGCUGGUGGUCCCACGGUGGGGCUUCUGCCUCCUAUCGUUGGUAGGAAAGGUCCUGGUCACCAGAGCAGCAUGGCCUGUUUCAAAGCAAACAGCAAAGACUCCAAAGAUAUCCCCACAGGCGUUAUUAGGGGCAGUUUACCAGAGGAACUGAGAGAAUGCUACAAAGGCAGUUCAGUGGGCAGCCUCAUCAUGGGUCCUGAUGGGCAAAUCAUCCGUUUAUCUCUUCUGGGACCCAUUACAGAUUACGGCGCAGGACUACACCUUGAUGACAUCACUCAAAAUGGAGGGUUCGGAACCCUGGGCCCUGCUGUCAGCAUGGAGCAGCCGUGGACAAUAUUCCUACAACAAGACGGAGGGGUGCCUGGAUUUGGAGAGAAUGCCAUGGAUAGUGACACAGAUCCUAACCUGGCCCAUCUGAACCCCACACACAUGGGCCUGAACAGCAAGCAGAAUAAUCUAAUGAAUAGGGGCCCAAAAAAAACAGGUUUCAAGUCUGAUGCUGGCAGUUCUGAUUCAGAAUUAGACUCAAGCCUGGAGCAGGGAGGUAGACAUGAGGCUGGUCAUCUGGAUGCUGAUAAAAGCAAGAGCAAAGCCUCAAAGCGAGCACAGAGAAGAGGUGCAUUACCUGACAGUGAGGCUGAAGAAUACCAACGCCACCUCCAGGGCACAUCCACCACAGCAGGGGAUUCCGCCCAUGUUUGGGGUCGAGGUGCAGAAUCAGACGAGGGCCUGGCUUCUCUCCGACAGACCGGGGCCUCCAGUACCCGUCCACUCCGCAGCUGCUCCCCAUCCAGAGGCAGAGGGAGGGCAGGGCCUGGCACGUCACCCUUAGAAAGCUGGGGACAUCUGGAGUCCAGCACCACAGCUGGAUCUCCUCCACAAAGAAGGAAAAACAGCAAAUCUAAGAAGAAGCUUUUGUCUCAGAACAAUGACAGGCUGUCCAAUGAAAAAUCAGGAGCAAAAGCUUCUGGGAAGGAGCAGAUGACCGAGGAGGAGGAGGAGGAGGAGGAGGAGGAGAGAUUCUUGAGUAAGCAGACAGCAGGGCUUCGCACUGGGAACGCUGGGAGUAGCACGAAAACAAGGGGCGGUAAAGGAGACAAAGAAAAGAAGAAACUGAAAAAGGGCUCCGAAAAUGAAACCGGGGCUUCUUUAAAAAAGAACAAGAAAGCUAAAGGAAGUGGGCUGGAGGGCCGUGCUGAGUUUGUCGUGGGGAAACCUCGAGAGAAACGGGUUGAAGGAAAAAGUGGCUCAGCUUCCAUCCCGAAAAAGAAUCCUCCAGAUAUAGUUCCGAACAUCGUCAUAGAGUCAGAUGAGGAGUGUCUGUCUGAAGGUGGAGGGGCAGGUGGGAAAAAGAGUCAAAGAAAUGCUGGGAAAAAGAGUAGAAAAAAUGGUGAAGAAGAGUAUGCAGGAGAAGAUGGUGCAGAUGUGGAAUAUGAAGAGGAGUUGUGCAGCUCAGAAGGACGGGGGUCCCAUGAGAGGGACACUUCAUCCAGCGAGAGAGGCACUCCAGUCUGCCGUCUCUCUGAUGAAUCCACUGAGGGCAGGGUCACCUCCAAAACCUCUGUCACCAUUCGGGUUGCCACAGGAAUGGAACGCUGUGGGAAAACAGAUGUAUCUGACAUGAAUAGUGUGGUUGGCAGCAGUGAGACUGGGUCUUCAGUGCGUUCAGCCCGGGACCAGCUCCAAGCAGAGCAGGCAGAGAAGAGACGACAGGGAGUGGACCGGAAGAGACGGGAGCGAGAGGAGCAGAAGAAGAGGGAGCAGGAGCAGCAGGAGAGGGAGGAGAUGAUGAGACAGGAGCUGGAGGAGGAGCAGCAGUGCAGAGCCCAGGAGAUCAGGUUGAAGAAGCAGCAGCAGGAGGAGGAGAGGCGGCAGCAGGAGGAGGAGGAGAGGAGCAGGCUGAGGAGAGAGCAGGCAGAGAGGGAGAGACAGCGCAAGCAGCAGGAGGAGUACCGCAGGAAACUGCAGCAGCUGCAGAGGAACCGACAACAGAUAGAGGCUGAGAAAGCAGCGGAGGCUGAGCGUAGGCAGAGAGAGGAGGAGCAGAGGCAGGUGGAGGAGCAGAGGCUGCUGCUGGAGAUGGAUGAGAGCGAGAGGCAGGAGUACCUGAGGCGCAAGAAGGAGGAAGAGGAGCGGAGGAGGCAGGAGAUGGAGGAGAGGCAGAGGCAAGCCGAGGAUCAGGCCAGGAGGGGGAUGAGCGAGGCUCGGUGGCAGGCAGAGCUGCUCACCAGGCAGAGGGCUAUCCUGGAGCAGAACCUUCGCUUUCAAAGAGGCCUGCUGAGCGAGGCAGAGGGGCUGGAGAGGAUGCAGGACCUCUCCAGGCCCUGGGUCUACUCCUACUUCCAGCUACUGGAGAUGCUGGGGCUGCCAGCCACCCCAGAGGGAGUGCCAGAGGAGGCGUGAACCUGGACCAGCGUCCUGCUGCGAUACCAUAUACCAAAACGGGGGCAGCUGGGUCCAGUCUCACUGGUGCGCUGCUCUGCAUCAGCUCCUGUCUGGUUUAAACCUGUCCUCUACUUGGUUAUUUUGUAGGAGGUAGUUUAGUCCCCCCUAACACUGUACACAAGACAUGCACACAUUUUUUGUGUUACAAUUUCUAGUACAGUUACAAAGUAUGGUUCUAAAAUGUUUAUUCAGAUUUAAUAACCCAGAUACGCUAAAUGGUCAUAUUUUAAUUGCUAUUUAUUGUCAGAGGCACUGGGAAUGUACUUUUUGGGGGAAAGACUUUUUGCCUUUGCUACAUACACUUGUAGUCAAAAGUUUACAUACCCCAAUGGAAAUUUGUAAUUUCUAGAAAUUUCUCAAAAACAAAGAAUUUUAGGCAAAAUCUUUUGUGGAUGAGGGAAAGAAGUUACAAGAAAUAGAUAUCUACAAUUAAUUCAGCAAUUUUUUUAAAAUUAAUUCCAAAAAUUCUAAUUCAGAUGUAUUCAUACCCUUUGAUGCUAUGAUAGUAUUGUCUACAAGGUGCUAGAAAUUUUAAUAUGAUAAUGCAGAACCUAAUUCCAAAAAAUGAAGGGUUAGGCAUAGGAUGAUUGCUGUCAUUACCAAUGUCAAUAUGGGACAAAGCAAAGAGCUAUCUAAAAUGAUUAAACUGUCAUAAAGCUGGAGAAUGAUACAAGACGAUUUCCAAGUAUUUGAGUAUCCCAUUUUCAACUAUUGUUUCUAUUAUCAAGAAGUACAAGACUCAUGGUACUGUCACAACACUCCCUUGGUCUGGAAGAAAGAAGGUUCUUUCACCAAGAAUAAGUAGAAUUGUAAAGAAUGUUAAUAACAGUCCGAAAUUGACUGCCAGAGAUAUUCAAAGUGAAUUGGCUGCAGGUGGGACUGGUGUUUUCAUUUCAACCAUAGGUUGAGUAUUUCAUGGUGAAGGUCUCAAGGCCAAGGAAAAAAACACUCUCAGGAAAAUGUCACAAGGACAAUCGCUUAAAGUUUGAAAAAUGGCAUUUGAAUGAUGGAUAUGAGUUGUGGUCAAAGGUUUUGUGGAGUGAUGAAACAAAAAUCGAGCUAUUUAGUCACGCUGAUGUCGUUACAUUUGGAGAAAGUCUAGUGAGGCGUACAAAGAAAAGAACACCAUACCGACUGUCAAGCAUGGAAGUGGUAAUAUCCUUCUAUGGGGCUGUUUUUCCUCUAAUGGCACAGGAAAUUUAAUUCCAAUACAUCUGUUCCAUAGGAUACCAAAAGAUAUUGGCCAAUCAUCUGAAACCCUCCGCUACAAAACUUGUUUUAAAGCGAAAUUGGACAUUCCCACACAUCAAACAUCACACAUCAACUGCGCAAGAGAAGUCCUCAGAAUUUGAAUGAGCUGGAACAAUUUUGCAUUGAAGAAUGGUCAAAAAUCACUAAAGAAUCAUGCCGAAAGUUCAUUGACAAAUAUCCUAAUAGUUUAAAACAGGUUACUAUUGCUAAAGGUUCCUCAACUAGCUAGUAAUUUCAUUGUCCUUGUCAGGGUAUGAAUACUUUUGAAUUAACAUUUUUGGAGUUUAAAAAAAAAAAUGGUGAAAUAAAUAAUUGUAGGCAUCUGUUUCUUGCAACUUUUUUUUCCCCUCAUCCACAAAAGCAAUUUUUUUGCUACAAAAGAUUUGUCCCAUAAUUUGUUUGAAAAUUUUCUAGAAAUUAUACAUUUCCAUUGGGGUAUGUAAGGCUAUGUUAAUCCACUGAAAUCACACAUUUUGUUUUAUCUAAGCAUUCUAUAUUCCAGCUGCAUUUCCAUGGAGCUUAAAUAAAACAUUUUUAAUUCAA
This is a messenger RNA of Acipenser ruthenus (sterlet), 6765 nucleotides long. RefSeq lists its product as uncharacterized. The record is from RefSeq and is a predicted model, not a curated record. The transcript is spliced from 25 exons. NCBI's taxonomy places the organism in Eukaryota, Metazoa, Chordata, Actinopteri, Acipenseriformes, Acipenseridae. Bases 889 to 4929 code for a protein of 1346 amino acids.